Molecule: messenger RNA, 4531 nt
Organism: Perca flavescens (yellow perch)
Lineage: Eukaryota; Metazoa; Chordata; Actinopteri; Perciformes; Percidae
Gene: fzd4
Product: frizzled class receptor 4
Exons: 6
Coding region: 315-1979 (554 amino acids)
Biological process (GO): canonical Wnt signaling pathway; retina vasculature morphogenesis in camera-type eye; non-canonical Wnt signaling pathway
Cellular component (GO): plasma membrane
Molecular function (GO): Wnt-protein binding; Wnt receptor activity
Source: RefSeq, a predicted model, not a curated record
UCUUGCAGGCAGUAGGCGCAAAAGCAGAGCUCUGUAUCGCUGCGCUUUUCCACACGGAAUUAUUAACGGGAAACAACGCAAGGACUGCGGGAUGUAUCCUAAUGUAGGUUGCUUAACUGCAGACGUUAUUUAAACUUUGUUUUGAUUACGCACAGAUCUCGCAAUGAUUCACGGCUGCUUUCUGGAUAUUUUACUCUACUGAAUGGCUCUGAGUUGGAUACUAUAGCAUCCAAAAACGCACGGACUACACGCGCUCCAAUCCGGCUGGACUACACCCGCAGCGGUUUCCAGGGCGACCCAACCUAACUUUGUGUAUGAGGGGGGAUAUCACCUGUGCCAAUAUUUACAGACGACAGACGCUCAGUGUCGCGGUGACCAUGCCCGGGAUGAUGGUGUCGUUCAGCGGAGCAGCACUGCUCGUCUUGUCCGGGCUGGUCGGUCCGCUCUGCGUGGUGCAGGCUUUCGGCGACGAGGUGGAGGAAAUGACCUGCGACCCGAUCCGAAUCAGCAUGUGCCAGGGUCUCGGUUACAACGUCACCAAGAUGCCCAAUCUGGUCGGCAACGUGCUGCAGUCGGACGCCGAGCUGCAGCUGACCACGUUCACACCGCUCAUACAGUACGGCUGCUCCAGUCAACUUAAGUUCUUCCUGUGCUCAGUCUAUGUGCCAAUGUGCACAGACAAGGUUCCUAUCCCCAUUGGUCCGUGUGGUAGCAUGUGUCUGUCCGUCAAGAGAAAAUGCCUCCCGGUGCUCCACGAGUUUGGCUUUAUAUGGCCUGAGGUGCUCAAUUGCAGCCUCUUCCCACCUCAAAACGACCACAACCACAUGUGCAUGGAGGGCCCGGGGGACGAAGACCCGCCCUAUCAGCCUGUCCGCCAUCCUCCCCACCAGGAGGAGUGUCAGGCACUGGGAUCUGAACCUGACCAGUAUACUUGGUUAAAACAGACCGAAAGCUGUACUCUCCAGUGUGGCUACGACAGUGGGCUCUACCGACGAGGGGCCAAAGUCUUCACAGACGCGUGGAUGGCGGUGUGGGCCGUGCUGUGCUUCCUGUCGACCACUCUGACCGUCCUGACCUUUCUGUUGGAUUCACAGCGCUUCUCCUACCCUGAGAGGCCCAUCAUCUUCCUAUCUAUGUGCUGUAAUCUGUACAGCAUUGCCUACCUGGUACGUUUGACUCUGGGCAGGGAGCGUGUUUCCUGUGACAUAGAUGCCACCGCAGUACCAAUUCUAGUACAAGAAGGGUUAAAGAGCACCGGCUGUGCCAUAGUCUUCCUCCUGCUCUACUUCUUUGGCAUGGCUUCCUCACUCUGGUGGGUGAUCCUGACCCUCACUUGGUUCUUGGCUGCUGGACUGAAGUGGGGCCAUGAGGCUAUUGAAAUGCACAGCUCUUACUUUCACAUAGCAGCCUGGGCCAUCCCGGCCAUUAAAACUAUCGUCAUCCUCAUUAUGCGACUGGUCGAUGCAGACGACCUAACUGGACUCUGCUAUGUUGGCAACCAGCAGCAGGAGGCACUCACAGGCUUUGUGGUAGCACCACUUGCCACAUACCUUCUAAUAGGCACUCUGUUUAUCUGUGCUGGCCUAGUGGCUCUUUUCAAGAUCCGCUCCAAUCUGCAGAAGGACGGUGCCAAAACAGACAAGCUGGAGCGUUUAAUGGUGAAGAUCGGAGUGUUUUCUGUUCUCUACACCGUCCCGGCAUCCACCGUCAUUGGCUGUUACCUCUACCAGCUCUCUCACUGGGGGGAGUUCAGGGCCAGCACCCGGGACUCAUACGUGGCAUCAGAGAUGCUUCGAAUCUUCAUGUCACUGCUUGUAGGCAUCACAUCAGGCAUGUGGAUCUGGUCAGCAAAAACCCUCCACACCUGGCAGCGCUGCUCUGCCCGCCUGCUCAGGGAUAGCAGGGCGAGCCGAGGGGGCAAGAGGGCACCGGGCGAGGGCUGGAUCAAACCAGGCAAAGGUAACGAGACGGUGGUGUGAAAAGAAGGAGAGAGAGAACGGACAAGAAUGGACUUCUACUUGCUUCUCUGUCACUUAACAAAAACUCACUCUGCCAAAGGAAAGAUGGAGAGGACCGAGAAAAGCAACAAGAGGGAUUAGCAGGAGUUUCUCAAGGAAGCCACUGGAUGUAAUGGCAUCGUAAAAGCUUGCUGAGAGUCUGCAAGCAUGGCUCACCCCCUCUAACUGCCUCUAACAGGGGCUAAGGAGGAGAAAAGUGGAGAAUUUUGGUCGUGCAUAAGUAGCAUCAGUAGCCUCUCUUCCUCUGUUUGACUUCCUUUGCACAGAGAGAUAGAGACAGCGAAAAAUGAAGGAGAAAGAGAGACGGAAAAGGAGCAUCAAUAUGCAGACCAGACACGCCAAUAAGCUGUGUAGCACCACGUCUACCUCUCUGCCUCUCUUUUCUCCAGAGCCCUCAGCAGAAGAGACUGAACCUGCUGGAUACAGUAACCCUCAUACCGUUGAGGGUCUUUUAAAGUUUUGAAUUUUACACUGGAGGGUCCUGGUGCAGACAAUAUACAGAUGAAGGCUGACGUUUCCCAAAAGCAUCUGACAACUUUUUUUAUGUCCACACGGGAAAUAUAUAAAAUGAAAUUCUAGACCAAAAGUUAUUCAAAUCUGAUGAAAACAUAUAAAAUAUGGCCUUAAAUCUGUGAUGUUUACAUUUGAACAACAAUAUUAUGCAUUUUUGUAAAUUAUUACCCUUUGUACAAUAUAAAAGAGCAGGUGAUUUUAUUUCUCAGAUUGUUUUGGGAAACCAGCUCUAAGCUGUAAUAAUGCACUAUAAUUCUAUACAAUAUGUGAAGUGUCUGUGCUUGUCACAAGUGCAUUACCAGGGACGGCAGUGAUGUAAUAAAAAAAUCCUUACACAUUAUAUUAAUAUGCAGAGAACCUUAAACAGUUUGGUCAGUUUUCAAUGUGAACGCUGCAGAAUAAAUACCUCGUAUGCGGUUAAAUUCACAAUCACCUUUCUAACAAAUAUUGUCAUGGCAAUACGGAGAAAAACAAUGAGAGAUUAUUUUUAUUAUGCGAUUAUUAUUAUGAAAAUAUCGGACCCGAGUCAUGUUGAAGUAUAAGGUUAUUAGACAAUCACUUGCCAAAAGACACAAAUAACUGUCACAGACACAAUACACACAUAGGAAUCAGUUCCCAUGAAUCUCAUCCACCAGCAGUUAUGAUCACUAAAUAAGAGUCUGUUCGUAUGUAUUUCUGUCACUUUUUAAAUCCUUUAAGUUCAAUAAGGCCGUCACAGAAGCACAAUGAAAGUAGCACUAUUAAUUAGCGUGUCUGUUCUGCCUGCAUAUCUGUCUGCGUGUCUGAUGCUCUCAUAGGCCCACUGCCUGCCUGUUUCUCUUUAAACUUGUCUACUGCAUCAUGGCUCCUUUCCCAGACAAUCAAGUCGUCCCUGGAAAAGAUUAUUGUACAUUACAUUUCAGAAUUUCAUGGACGAUAGAGACAAGAUUUCAAUUAAUUGUUUCUAGCGAUGCAUUUUGUUGAUAAUCGGCAUCUUACAACAUUUUAAUCUUGCAGUUCCUCUCUAUAACUGCUUAUAGAAUGUACUAUAAGCUCUACUUAUAAUAAGUUAUUCUGGGUCUUACUGCUGCACUCACCAAAUUUCGCAACUGGUCCUGUGCACCGUAUAUUUGCCUGACAAUCUAUCUAGCAAAGCUCUUGCGUUUCAGUGAGUCUUUGAAUGUAUAAUAUGUGGGGUGUGUGUCACAUUAUGCCUUGUACAUUUCAGUAGAGUCAAAAACAUUUGAUUUUGGGCUGUUUAAAUGUAUAAGGGCUUGAAUGGUUUGGAGCUUUGCUCCACUGUGUGUCAUUUGAAACCAGAUAGUGCCUCACACAGCCUGACACAGGUAUUUUUUACCAUGAUGUUUAGAAUGGCACAGAAAAUUACUAAAGCGUGGGCUGCCUUUUUCUAAAAUAUGCUAAAUGUAAGAGGACUCUUAGUGCAUUCAAAGAUCCUUUGGUGGUUUUUGGUUAAACCUAGAACCCUGAAAACCAGUGUUUCUCAAACCAGCAUACCAGGGCACACUUAUUACAUUUCCAAAAUCAAACAAACAUUACAUUGAGUUAAAGUGAAUUAAAUUAACCUCAGACUACCUCCCUCUCUGAGCUAAUGCAGUUUUCCUCUGAAACGUUUUCGCUGUCUACUCUGGUAUGACCGCGUCAAGCUUCAGGUGACCUUUCCAAACAAUCACUGAACAGUUGUGCCUUGAAACAUGCUGAGUGUGUGCCACAGCCUAAUGAAGAUUGAGAACCACUAGUAAUACGGAUUUGUAAAUGCUUUUUGAGAAUCCCAGAUAUGCAUCAAUGUUGGGGGUCAGUUACCAACACUGAUCGCAGCCUUUAAAGGUUCAGACUGUUCCUUUUUGUAGAAAACUCAUUGUCUUGAUGAUGUCAUCAAUGUAUUAUAAAGAAAUUGCUAAUUUAUCCUUGUGUAAAAGUGAAAAAAAAUGUAAAACUUGUUUGUUAUUUAAAAACACUUUUGUAUCAGAAGAUGAUGAAUAAAAACUUUUUGGUUUCCAAUA